Molecule: messenger RNA, 339 nt
Organism: Aspergillus brunneoviolaceus CBS 621.78
Lineage: Eukaryota; Fungi; Ascomycota; Eurotiomycetes; Eurotiales; Aspergillaceae
Product: LYR motif-containing protein
Exons: 5
Coding region: 1-339 (112 amino acids)
Biological process (GO): iron-sulfur cluster assembly
Cellular component (GO): mitochondrion; L-cysteine desulfurase complex
Source: RefSeq, a predicted model, not a curated record
AUGUCUGUCCCUACGAUCGGGCGCGAUACGGCCUUCCAGGUCCGCUCCUUGUUCCGCUCAUUGCUGCGUCAGUCCUCCCAGUUCUCGAACUACAACUUCCGCGAGUACGCCCGCCGGCGCACAGUGGAUGCCUUCCACGAGCAUCAGAAGGAGACGGAAGAUAGACGGAUACAAGAAUUGAUCCAGGAUGGAAUCCAGAACCUGCGGAUGCUGAAGCGUCAAACUGUGAUCAGCCAGUUCUACCAAAUGGACAAACUGGUUGUCGAGGGUCAGAAUACAGGCAAGCAAACUGGUAGUGAGGGUGGCAUUGUUCGCCAGAAGGAUACUGGCUGGGACUAA